This is a messenger RNA of Chaetomium globosum CBS 148.51, 315 nucleotides long. RefSeq lists its product as uncharacterized. The record is from RefSeq and is a predicted model, not a curated record. Lineage: Eukaryota; Fungi; Ascomycota; Sordariomycetes; Sordariales; Chaetomiaceae. The transcript has a single exon. Bases 1 to 315 code for a protein of 104 amino acids.
AUGGCGCCCACAGGUUUUCUGCCUCGCUCACAGACCUCCCUCACGGGCCUCGUCGCUGCAGGCAGCUGUGGGAAGAAAGAGACAAGCGAACCCGAAACCUGCCGGGGCCACCGCUACUCUGAUACCAUAUCUCCCCCUUAUCGCGAUAUGGCCGCGCCUCAGAGCGUCAGGGCAGGCAUGGCUUGCGUGCCAGCCAUGCUGCGGUACCCGAUUAGUCGCAGGGAUCCGAGGCGGGAAGCCACUUCUUGGUUGCGAGACGGUUUCUUCUCUCGUCGUUCAGAGAUCUCCGGUCCUCCAACCGUUGACAUCCAGUGA